UUAAUGUAGUAUUUAAGUGAUACAAACUGGGAUGUGUGUGUGUGUGUGUGUGAUUUUCCUGUGAUCAUGUUAUCAGGUGUUGGAGAAAUUCAGGCACGUUUCCGAAGUCGCUCCUCAGCAUCUCCUGAGCACGCAAUAACCCAAGGGGAUGAGGAGGGUCGUGAGCUGCGUGUUGUGGUAAACACAAAUGACCCAGAUUAUGAGAAUGUUUACGAGAGCUACGAUGAUCCCAUGGAGGAAAUUAUUGACUUUAUGCCUCCAGUCAAUAAGAGCCAAGUGAGAGAGAAAAGAGAGGUUAAAGGUGAAGAUCCGUGUGUCUUGGCGCUGGAUGAGGGCGGGUGCUCCAGAUACACUCUGCGCUGGUACUUUAAUUCUCAGGUGGGCGAGUGCAGACCCUUCAUCUACAGCGGCUGCGGCGGAAACGCUAACCGCUACACACAUAAAGAGGAGUGUGAACAACACUGCCUACAACAGAGCAGAGAUGCUCUGAAGUCAGACAGUGGACGGUAAUAACAGGACCACACACACAAACACACACACACACACACACUCCAGCACAGCACCAUUGUUCAGUGUUCUUACCCUCCUCACCUGACGGAUCUCCUGCCACGCAGCUCUCCUUGGCUGUGCCGUUUUUAUCCGUUUAUAAUCCAUUUCUGCUUUUUAGUUCAUGUCUUUUUUUUAUUUAUUUUGUUAAAACAUAUUCAUUACAUUUUAUUUAGAAAUAAUUCAGUAUUUCCAGCACAAUUAUAUAUAUAUAUAUA
Messenger RNA from Hemibagrus wyckioides, 764 nucleotides. Its product is annotated as tissue factor pathway inhibitor-like. Lineage: Eukaryota; Metazoa; Chordata; Actinopteri; Siluriformes; Bagridae. The record is from RefSeq and is a predicted model, not a curated record. The transcript is spliced from 5 exons. Gene Ontology annotation, molecular function: serine-type endopeptidase inhibitor activity. Bases 67 to 510 code for a protein of 147 amino acids.